AUGCAGCUUACUUCGAUCCUCGCACUUCUCGCGGCCGCAAAUGUCCCCGUGGCCAUGGGCUUCAAGGUUAUCGCCUAUGGUGACCGGGACUGUGAGGGUUCCGAGUCAACCAUCAACGUCUGGGACAACAGCUGCCGUGAUCACGGCGUCGCCGACACGUGGUCCGUCCGGGUGUUGAACUACGGGGGAAAGGGACAACGGGGGCGUUUUUACGCUACAAAGGAGGCAUGCUGGUAUGGGGCUGAUGAUGCAUACUGGGUUGAUGGCGGUGAUGGGGGUUUCCAGGAGGGAGAAUGCGUCAACUUCGACAAGGGAAUGAAGGCCAUGGGUUCUUCUCGUAUUAAAUAAUU
This is a messenger RNA of Periconia digitata, 350 nucleotides long. The record is from the annotation of a GenBank genome assembly. Lineage: Eukaryota; Fungi; Ascomycota; Dothideomycetes; Pleosporales; Periconiaceae.